Molecule: messenger RNA, 1101 nt
Organism: Oncorhynchus keta (chum salmon)
Lineage: Eukaryota; Metazoa; Chordata; Actinopteri; Salmoniformes; Salmonidae
Gene: gstt2
Product: glutathione S-transferase theta 2
Exons: 5
Coding region: 60-752 (230 amino acids)
Biological process (GO): glutathione metabolic process
Cellular component (GO): cytoplasm
Molecular function (GO): glutathione transferase activity
Source: RefSeq, a predicted model, not a curated record
AAAUACUAGUAGUCUACAGUGCCUAGCGAACGUUGGCAAGCAAUACAAAUACGUUUAUCAUGGCUGGUAGAAAGGCCGUAGAACUAGAAGUGUAUUUAGAUUUAUUGUCUCAACCAUGUAGAGCAAUACAUAUAUUUCUUAACUGCAAUAAAAUUCCACACAAGGUGAAAACAGUUGCAAUACGAAAAGGGGAGAAUAGGACACCAGAGUAUACAAAACUCAAUCCCAUGCAGAAGGUCCCUGUGAUGGUCGACAAUGACUUUGUUCUGACUGAGAGUGAUGCCAUAUUAAAAUACCUGGCCACCAAAUAUGAUGUCCCAGGUAACUGGUACCCACGCCACCCAGAGAGGAGGGCGAGAGUGGAUGAAUACACAGCCUGGCACCAUACCAACACCCGGCCACAUGCGGCCAAGGUCUUUCUCAUGGAGGUUUUACUGCCCCAUAUGACAGGGCAGCCAGCAGACCCACUGAAGGUGGAGCGGGCGUUGGCAGACCUGAGUGACACUCUGGAGAAGCUGGAGAACAUGUUCCUCAAGAGACAGCCCUUCCUCUGUGGAGAUGACAUCAGCCUGGCUGACCUGCUGGCCAUGUGUGAACUCAUGCAGCCCCUAGGUGGCGGCAGAGACAUCCUGAAGGAUCGUCCCAAGCUGUUGAGCUGGAAAAGUCGUGUCCAGUCUGCGCUGGGUGAUUCCUUUGGCAAGGCACACACAGUGCUGUACAGUCUCCGGGACAGGUCCAAAGCAAAGCUAUGAAAUAAUCUCAAUAUGAUUUGAUAUAAAAGCUUGCACGAUGCUUGAAAGCAACACUACUACCAGAUGUCUUUACUGAUUAUGUUUGUGCUGUCCAUGUUGACCUCGAGAUUGUUUAUAGGCUCAAUGGGAGAGUGAUCCGUGCCUUACAUUAACCUCUGUGUGAUAUGCUACAAAAUUACUAGCUAGAUGGUUCAGCAUUAUGAACCUUGAUCUGGAGUGGAGAUGUUGAAGAGAGUAAGAUAAUAUAAAAUAUUAUCUAGAAGAGUAAUAUAUUUUCAAUGACAUACAACUGCCUAGAAUGAAUGGAUGCAUAACAAUAAAAACCAGUGGAAAAUGUUUGUUUAUUCAA